Molecule: messenger RNA, 2079 nt
Organism: Anopheles marshallii
Lineage: Eukaryota; Metazoa; Arthropoda; Insecta; Diptera; Culicidae
Product: ATP-binding cassette sub-family B member 10, mitochondrial
Exons: 8
Coding region: 1-2079 (692 amino acids)
Biological process (GO): transmembrane transport
Cellular component (GO): membrane
Molecular function (GO): ATP hydrolysis activity; ABC-type oligopeptide transporter activity; ATP binding
Source: RefSeq, a predicted model, not a curated record
AUGUUUAUAAAUUUAAUACGAGGAAGUGAAAGUAAACUCCAUUCGUGUGCAUUUCGUUCGCUUCACUUCCUCACCAGUAGAAAUGGGUUCGAAAGGACAGCCACAAACGCGCUGCAAAGUGUUAGAAAACGAUCGUGCAUCGGUAGUACCCGGUACGGUGCCGGCAGGUUUCGUAAUCAACAGCUGAUAGCCGGCGAUCUAUGGCUGAGACCAUCGGGCUGCCGCUAUGCAAGCGGUGGUAAAAUAGAACCAGACAAACAUGAGAGCUCCGAAAAGCUGGAUGAUCCGGUUACGAAACAGAAACUGCGAUCGUCCGAUGUGAAGCGUUUGCUGGGGUUUGCGAAAUCUGAGCAAUGGAACAUAACAGGUGGCAUUGGAUGUUUGAUAAUUUCGUCCGCAAUCACAAUGGCGGUCCCGUUCGGGUUAGGGAAAAUCCUGGACAUCAUCUACGCCAGCUCAGCCGAAACCGGUAUGGCAAAGGAAAAGCUGGACCAGUUCUGUCUGCUUCUUGGUGGCAUCUUUUUGCUCGGUGGAUUAGCAAACUUCGGUCGAGUUUAUCUGUUUAGUAAUGCCUCCCUACGCAUAACGAAAAACAUCCGUGCCAAGGUGUACAGUUCCAUGCUGAAUCAGGAGGCCGGUUGGUUCGAUCGGAAAGGCACUGGUGAGCUGGUGAAUCGGCUUUCCUCCGACACGUACCUGGUGGGUAAUUCGCUCAGCAUGAACCUGUCCGAUGGGUUACGCUCGUCGGCAAUGAUUUUGGCCGGCACCGGAAUGAUGAUUUACACCUCGCCCCAUCUUGCAUUGGUGGGCAUGUGUAUCGUGCCUUGUGUCGCCGGUGGUGCCGUUGUUUAUGGACGCUAUGUGCGUAACAUUACGCGCGAGCUGAUGGACAAGUACGCGGACAUUAUGAAGAUUGGCGAGGAGCGUUUGGGUAAUGUAAAGACGGUGAAAGUGUUCUGCAAGGAACGGUUCGAGAAGCAGCUGUUUUCCGAACAACUGCUGGACGCUCUUAACAUUGGAUAUCGGGAGACAAAAGCGCGUGCGACGUUUUAUGGAAUGACGGGACUCUCGGGGAACAUUAUCAUCUUAUCGGUACUUUACUACGGUGGUACGAUGGUAAACAACUCGGAAAUGACAAUAGGCGCAUUGACGUCAUUUAUCCUGUAUGCCGGUUACACUGCCAUCUCGAUAGGAGGGUUAAGCAAUUUCUACACCGAACUGAAUAAGGGCGUCGGUUCGGCAAGCAGAUUGUGGGAAAUUAUCGACAGGAAGUACACUAUUCCGAUCGAAGGAGGCAUCGAAGUGACUAAACCACCAGACGGUCAGAUACAGUUCCGAGAUGUAGUUUUCCAUUAUCCAUCCCGACCGGAUGCACCCAUCCUGAACGGUGUAAACUUGACCAUCGAACCGGGCACUUCAACGGCAGUUGUAGGACGCAGUGGAUCCGGCAAGUCUACUAUCGCUUCAUUAAUGUUAAGGCUUUAUGAUCCACAAAAAGGGUCAGUGCGGUUGGAUGGUACCGAUCUGCGUGAUCUUAACCCAUCCUCACUACGACGUCAUAUUGGUGCAGUAAAUCAGGAACCGGUAUUAUUCAGCGGCAGCAUUCGGGAAAACAUUCUGUACGGUUUGAAUAUGGGUGAAAAAAUCUCCGAAAGUAGCUUCCAGCGCGUUGUGCGGGAAGCGCACGUAGACGAGUUUGUACGCAACUUUCCGGACGGUCUCAAUACGCUCGUCGGACAGCGCGGUGUCAUGCUGAGCGGUGGCCAGAAGCAACGGGUAGCCAUCGCACGUGCAAUCAUUCGGAACCCAAAAAUACUCAUUCUUGAUGAAGCGACCAGCGCACUGGACGCGGUUUCGGAAGAAUUGAUACAAAACGCGCUGGAAAAGCUUACCAAAAACCGUACCGUACUAACGAUCGCACAUCGGCUCAGUACGAUCCGCAAUGCGACCAACAUUGCGGUGCUGCAGGACGGCCAAAUCGUUGAGCACGGUAACUACGCGGACCUGAUCGCAACCGACGGUGGUAUCUUUAGGGAACUGGUGCAAAGGCAAACGUUUAGCUCCACUGCCGUUAGUUAG